AAAUAAUGCAUCCUUUAUUGGCAGUAAAAUAAUUGCAUUGAAGAGGUUCGUUCGACAAUCGACAUGAAAUUGGCUUGAAAACGGAUUAGGUAUAAUCAUCUUUAAUAAUAUUCUUGUAAUUAUAUUUUGCUUUCAAAGAGAACUUUCUCUAUAUACGACGAUGCGUGUGAGGAAACUUUGACCUACUCUUGACAUGACAUGACGUGAAGGCACGCUCCAGGCUGGAAAGCAUUUCUUAUGUUGAACACGGAAGGUAGGGUAGCACUCUUCACCCAUCAACAUGAUGCAAAUUCACAAACAGAAUCGCUGAGGAUAUAUCUCACAAGAAAUGCCCGCCACCUUAAACUUUCGCUUAUUGUGUACUUACUGCCAUGGUUGCUUAUUUUGCACAAGACUGGCCUAACGUUUGCUCAGACAACUUUAUCAGAGAAAUCCAAUCUCACUCACAAUGCAUGCACCGAAAGUAAUAGUUCCAGCGAUUUCAAGAUAAAUUUGACGUUUUCAAGCACAUUCUUCAAGAUCGAUGCAAGAAUUUGCGAGGAUGUAAAUUGGACGGAAGUUUUGCGUUUGGAUAAUCAUACUGCAGUAGAAUUUGAAAUUGGCUGCGAAGAUUUUUUAAUCGCUGUAGCGAAACUAAAAGCAGUAUCUUAUUUGGCAGAAAUAUGGGCGUCAGUUCUUGGUCGUUUUGACUGCAAGCUGCCCUACUCUAUGGACAGAAACUGUACAAAUUGUCUGGUGUCUUACAAAAGAUGGCUGUGCAUGGUGACAUUUUACGAUGGUAGCCUGAAGCCUUGCCUUGAAAUCUGCAAUGACGUGUACAGAAGCUGUCCAAGUUUUGAGCCUGAAGAUAGCUACAGAGGUUAUUCUGUUUUUGAGUGCCCCAGAGAAGGUGAUAAGUACAGUUCAUAUGGCCCAAAGACAAAUUGCAAAUCAGCACCUUCACUCGCAAAGCAAAAGAAAUAAAGAUUUUCCUCGUGGUUUUUGGUACUUUCUUCCAAAUUUAGCGCACCUUUGUAUUGGAUAGUGCCAUUUUUACGUGUCCAAUGUAUCGAACGACAAUGGCGAGAAGUAUGGAUUUAUUGUUGCCUUCAAACAGGUUCCAGAUGAUUCCUUCAACGAUUGAAGUUUUUGUUUCUAACUUAUAAGUUCUCUGCAAUAUUUUAUAGAAGCAGAGCUCGGGUUUCCGUCUAAUAUCAAUGUAAUUUUGAUAACAAGAUUCCCUACUAACCACUGCUAUGUUUUUAUUGGUUUCCUUCGAAACGAGCGAGAAUAUAUUAAAUCGUCACAUUACUUUUAGGAGUCACAAUUUUAUCCUUAUCCAAAACGAGUGAUAACUUAUCUACUUCUCAUAUAAAUUGUAAGCUUGAAUUUGUUAAAUAAUUGCAUUUGCUAGUUCAUACGAUUUUUAAAAUUUUCACUGCACAAUUAAGUUAUGAAUUUGUUUGUACUGGUUGAAAAUAUCUCUUAGAAGUCUAAAUUUACCUUCAAAAUGUAAAGCGUUUUGUAAAUGUAUUCUAAUUCAGUUAGACACAGUGUUAUUAAAGAGCACUUAUCCCUACCCAAUGUUUCAUGAAAAGUUGCCCUCUGAAAAUAGUCGGACAUUUUAAUAGUGUUCUUGUUGCUUGUCAGCUCAACUUCUAAGACUUCUUAAAAUUUCCAUCCAAAUGACAUUGUGCACCAAGCUCUUACCCUUUCUCCGUUUAGAUCAUGUUUCUUACUACCGAUUUUUUACUCCUCCUUUAAUCUAUUCCUCUCUAUCUCUUCUAUCUAAAAACACCACCUAGCCCACUGCAUAUUUACAUAUUUACCAAAUAAUAUCAGUAAUUCUAAUGUAUUUAUUGUUCUAUACUAUGAUGAUUCUAUGAUGAUUUGAUGUUGUUAUUUCGCGA
This is a messenger RNA of Rhopilema esculentum, 1889 nucleotides long. RefSeq lists its product as uncharacterized. The record is from RefSeq and is a predicted model, not a curated record. Lineage: Eukaryota; Metazoa; Cnidaria; Scyphozoa; Rhizostomeae; Rhizostomatidae.